This is a messenger RNA of Chaetomium fimeti, 1837 nucleotides long. Its product is annotated as WD40-repeat-containing domain protein. The record is from RefSeq and is a predicted model, not a curated record. Gene Ontology annotation, biological process: ribosomal large subunit assembly. Lineage: Eukaryota; Fungi; Ascomycota; Sordariomycetes; Sordariales; Chaetomiaceae. Gene Ontology annotation, cellular component: nucleolus. Bases 108 to 1748 code for a protein of 546 amino acids. The transcript is spliced from 7 exons. Gene Ontology annotation, molecular function: protein binding.
GGUUCUGCAGCUUCUCACCGCCAAAAUUUUCCCAUUGUUCUGCGACAGAAGACCCCGGCAACUACGCCCCUCGCAAUCGCAGGAGAGAGACGAUAACAACCGCGAAUAUGGCAACAGUUGCACCACCACCGUCGAAAAGGCAGAGGAGGGAGGAGAUCGAACGCACAACAACACAACAAGAUGUCACACCCAUCCUCGCGACCGACCUUGGCUCGUUCAAGGCCAAUUUUGUCGACAGCGAUGGCAAUCAGAUGGCCGACGUGAUCGAGAUCAACUUUGGCGAUGCGACCGAGAAGAACGUUUCGACGCUCUUGAAUACAUUGUUAGGGAGGGACCGCGAAGACUUCACCCCAUACCGCUUCCGCAUCCACAUCCCUGGCAAAGAUGUUAUCAUAGACCAGUAUCCCACCGAUUUGCUUGGGCUGCUUCAGAAACACGGAGUUACCAACCCUUUUGAGACCACAAUUACGCUCAGCGCCGAACCCCAAGCGGUCUUCAAGGUCCACGCCGUCUCGCGUCUCGCACAUCGUAUCCCCGGUCACGGUCAACCGAUCCUGGCCUGCCAAUUCUCCCCGAUAAAUUCCAGCCGUCUGGCGACUGGAAGCGGCGACAACACGGCCCGCAUCUGGGACACGGAUUCCGGCACGCCCAAACACACGUUGAAAGGACAUACAGGUUGGGUUUUAGGGGUCAAUUGGAGUCCAGAUGGCAAACAACUGGCCACGUGCUCCAUGGAUAAGACAGUCCGGAUAUGGGACCCCGAAACGGGGAAACCGGUCGGGCAGGACUUCAAGGGGCACGCUAAGUGGGUGCUAGGCGUAGCGUGGGAGCCAUAUCACUUAUGGAGAGAUGGCACGCCCCGUCUUGCAAGCGCGAGCAAAGAUGGCACAUGCCGGAUAUGGGUGGUGAACUCGGGCCGUACGGAGCACGUCCUCAGCGGUCAUAAAGGGUCGGUGAGCUGUGUGCGGUGGGGCGGGACUGGUAUGAUCUACACAGGAUCCCAUGAUAAAGCUGUACGAGUUUGGGACGCUGUGAAGGGCACGUUGGUGCACAGUUUUACUGCCCACGGGCAUUGGGUUAACCACAUUGCUCUGUCGAGUGACCACGCCCUACGAACUGCUUAUUUCGACCAUCCUACCGCGAUCCCCGACACUGAAGAAGGCAAGCGGGCGAAGGCGCAGGAGAGGUUUGAGAAGGCAGCCAAGAUCCAGGGCAAGGUGGCCGAGCGGCUUGUCUCAGCCAGCGAUGACUUCACCAUGUACCUGUGGGAUCCGACCAACAACGGCAACAAGCCAGUUGCGAGGCUCCUGGGUCACCAAAAUAAGGUGAACCAGGUACAGUUCUCCCCUGACGGGACACUUAUCGCCAGCGCCGGGUGGGACAACAGCACGAAACUCUGGAAUGCCAGGGAUGGCAAGUUCCUCAAGAGCUUGAGGGGCCAUGUGGCACCGGUAAGCCACAGUCCAACUCCGGAACGACCAGCCCGUCAUCCAUACGUAUCACCCAUCACAGGCUGGCUAACUGACUCAACCGCGCAGGUCUACCAGUGUGCCUGGUCCGCCGACAGCAGGCUCCUCGUCACAGGCAGCAAGGACUGCACGCUCAAGGUGUGGAAUGCGCGCAACGGCAAUCUCGCGAUGGACCUACCGGGCCACGAAGACGAGGUCUACGCCGUCGACUGGGCGGCCGACGGGAAGAUGGUCGGCUCGGGCGGGAAAGACAAAGCCGUGAGGACGUGGAGGAACUGAGGCAACCGAGCAAGUCGACGAGGGGUUGUUGCCGGGGCGGGGGAAAAAAAAGGACGGGAGCCGAUGAUACCCUGCCAUGCCAUGCGGUG